ACAUUGGUAUCGGCCUAAACGUUGCAGAAAUUUUACGAAAAAGGCGAUGACAGUCGGUUGAGGCGACUUUGGAGAUCAGUCUCUCGGAAGAUUAUGAUAUAAGGUCACCGGUAGAACCGAGGAUCAAUCAUCCGGUACGCGCAGACACGAGAAUGACAACUUACGCGGCCUUCCAACAGUACGAUCUCCUGGACUCCGAAGGCUACGGAUCGGCGAGUAGCCCGGAAUCGAAUCCGCGUGGCAAUUGGCAUCACCAGGAGAUCUAUCCGCAGCCGCCGCGAUCCAGGGGCAGCAGCUGCGGCAGCGUCAGCUCCGUAGACAGCCACCACCAGCAGGAGUACCAAGAGAUCGGUAGCACCCCAAAUGGCAGCCUCCACGUGACAGCUGGCUUCAACUUUGGCGACUUCUACGAGGGCUAUUAUCAGGAGAGUGGCUGUCGGAACGAGCAUCAGCCAACGUUGAACAGCGUCCGAAAUAUCAAAGAUCAUCACCCCAAGAUGACUUACAGAAUGAACGAGCAGUGCAUGUCUUACGACGAUGCAACGUCCAGGAUGACUUUCAACGAGAGUAGCGUAAACAAGCAAGAGCCCGCGGGAUACGUUCCAAAAAUGGACCAUCAUCCAGGGAUGUUUGCGAGUUCCAGAAUCGACUUUGGGCAGAGUCAGGAGGCAAUUUUCGCCACGAAAAGCUACGUAAAAAACGGUAUCUAUCAUCCGAGGAAUGAAAGUCACCCUUAUACUCAGAGAACGGAUGUUCUCUACCUAGGCGCCGCUUAUAACGUGCCGAGGAAUGAAGCUAACUUGGCGAACGGUCAGCCGGGCAAAUGCGAUCAGUCGAGGUACCAUCAGAGAAACGAGAGUCUUCACGUUCUGCCAGCGGAAUACAUCGGGCAAAAGUCCAAGGAACCGGCGGUGCAGAAGAUGAAGAACAGCACGCCCGGCAUCGAAGUACUAAGGAAAAGGCGACUGGCGGCGAACGCCAGAGAAAGAAGGAGAAUGAACAGCUUGAACGACGCUUUCGACAGACUCCGGGAUGUCGUUCCCAGUUUGGGUAACGACAGAAAGCUCAGCAAGUUCGAGACCCUACAAAUGGCGCAAACUUAUAUCUCCGCGCUUUACGAACUGCUCCAGCGCGAAUAAACACGAGUUUCACGACAGAAAUUCUCUUGUUCGAAAGGAGAUCGAGCGUACUACUCGAUGUCAUCGUGAUGGAUCCUUGAAGCUCGCGAAAUAUCGAAUAUGGGACUUGGAAAAUGACGAGAUAAUUCGCGUUUUUGAAAAGAUUGACGAAAAUCUCGAGUACCGAAGUUAACCAGAUCGGACAUCGUCUUCGUGGGAUUCUGCAGGGGUGCUUCCCGUUUGAGUUUCCACCGUUCGAGACGCUGAUUGAAAGAUCGAGCCUUCAAGAUCCGUCCUUCCUUCGAGACAGACUUCAACUGCAGGUAAUGACGAAUUGCCGGGAUACCGAGAAGGAGACGGCUCGCUCGCGGAAAGCAUGAGAAUUAACGAGCAAACUGGGACUCGCGACUUCAUUAACUUGUAAAUGAGUCACUCAACCACGGCGACAUCGACCGUAAACGGAGAGCAGAAGUACGUAAGCAGAAAAACACAAUACCGGCGUUGUUAUCGCGGUCAAAGUUUUCAGGAGGUUCGCUCGUUAGACAUGUCAAAGCUCGAUUGACAUGUCAAAAAAUGUCGAAAAAUCGCCCUU
Molecule: messenger RNA, 1710 nt
Organism: Camponotus floridanus (Florida carpenter ant)
Lineage: Eukaryota; Metazoa; Arthropoda; Insecta; Hymenoptera; Formicidae
Product: Basic helix-loop-helix transcription factor amos
Exons: 1
Coding region: 153-1139 (328 amino acids)
Molecular function (GO): protein dimerization activity
Source: RefSeq, a predicted model, not a curated record